Molecule: messenger RNA, 777 nt
Organism: Penicillium atrosanguineum
Lineage: Eukaryota; Fungi; Ascomycota; Eurotiomycetes; Eurotiales; Aspergillaceae
Product: SGNH/GDSL hydrolase family protein
Exons: 1
Coding region: 1-777 (258 amino acids)
Molecular function (GO): hydrolase activity, acting on ester bonds
Source: RefSeq, a predicted model, not a curated record
AUGGAGUUGAAAAACAAGAAGCUCAAGAUUGCAAGUCUGGGAAGUUCCUUUGCCGCUGGCCCGGGCAUUCCCCCACAAGUUCAACCACUCGGUGCUGGGCGAUCAGGGCGGAAUUACUCCCAUCUCCUGGCGCAGCAGCUAGAUGCCGAGCUCACCGACCUGACUGUUUCUGGCUCAACUCUUCUCGACAUAACGGUCAACCAGAGAACCGAUCCGUUGACCGGUGGGAUUUUCCCACCCCAGAUCUCCAAUCUGCCCGAAGAUGCGGAUAUCAUCACCAUCACUGCCGGUGGCAACGACAUCAACUACAUCGGAGCCCUGGGUGCCGAUGCAUGUGCUGCACUUGGCCUUGAAAUACCAACGCCAAGCACCGACAUUGUACCUCCAAGUGAACUAGCUGGAAGACUAGGCGGGGUUCUCGAUAAUAUACACAAGCGAGCCCCGGGAGCUCACGUUUUUCUUGUCGAAUACCUUGCCGUCCUUGGACCUGGCACGCGACCUGGUCAGGAUAUUCCCUUCAAUCAAGAGAGAGUGGAACAUCAUCUCGCAGUCGCAUCUGCAAUGUCAAGGGCUUAUCGUGAUGCAGCAGAAAGUAGAGGCGAGUGGUGUCAGAGGGUACCAGUCAACGAUUUUAGCCUGGGACAUGCGCUCGGUAGCGAGGAACCUUGGGUUGGAGGGUUUGAUGGAUCGGACGGUCCGAAUCUCCAUCCGAAACUCGUAGGAAUGAAGGCAGUAGCAGACCUUCUAUUUGAAACGAUCAAAAAGGUGCCCAGGUGA